Chilo suppressalis (striped riceborer) is the source of this 4257-nucleotide messenger RNA. Lineage: Eukaryota; Metazoa; Arthropoda; Insecta; Lepidoptera; Crambidae. The record is from the annotation of a GenBank genome assembly.
GAAACGGCGAUCACCGCCGCACCGCGUUACAACGCCCGUCUCUCCCCAAAAUUGAUGCAAUAAUUACAAUAUCCAAUGAUAUCGCGUAGGUGUGAUAUUUAAGAAUCUUUUAAUAAUAACACGAACGACUGUUGUUGGCGAGUGUGCCCGCGUGACGUGCAGUGAGUGUGUACAGUGUAAGGUAUGUUGUGAUGUGUGUGAGACUUUGACGAUUUCAUCGUCGAUCGGACACGGAUGUUUCUUAUGAUAGUCCAGUAAAUGGUCCGCAAAAGCAGACCCGCCUCACAAGAUGGUCGACUUAUAGCACAAACCAACCACAGACAAUAUCUGGACAGGUGGCGGCGGAAGCGAAAAAAUGAUAAUACUGGCUAUUGUAUACUUCAUCUCGCUUCCCGUGCUUACAUCGAGACCGGUGAGGGGGGAAUCCACAAUGGAGGAGAAGCAUCCGCAGCCGAUGAUAAGCUCAAGAGUAGUACGGACAAAAUAUGGGGAUAUAAGAGGUUUCAUUGUAACGCCAGAGUCGAGGUUCUUGGAGCCAGUGGAAGUCUUCCGUGGUGUACCGUACGCUUCUCCACCAAUCGGCUCGCUUAGGUUUAUGCCACCCGUAUCGGGUGCACAGUGGUCUGGUGUCAAAAUUGCCGAGGAGUUCAGCCCGGUGUGCCCGCAAGUGCUUCCAGAUAUAAGGAACGAAACAGCAGUCCUCAAAAGGAUAUCAAAAGGCAGAUUCGAGUACUUAAAGAGAAUACUGCCGUUCUUGACGAACCAGUCAGAAGAUUGCUUGUACUUGAACAUCUACGCUCCAGCUCAAGCUGGCGUUCGAGACGCCGUUGCCCGGUACCCAGUGCUAGUUUUUGUACACGGGGAGAGUUACGAGUGGAGUUCGGGCAACCCCUAUGAUGGAACUGUGCUGGCGUCCCACGCCGGGCUGGUGGUAGUCACCAUCAACUAUAGACUGGGAAUAUUGGGUUUUCUGAACCCUCGAUCUGACGAGUUCCCCCGCUCGCCAGCGAAUUACGGCCUGAUGGAUCAGAUAGCAGCUCUCCAUUGGAUCAAAGAGAAUGUGGCAGUGUUCGGUGGGGACCCAACGAACGUCACACUCAUGGGUCACGGCACGGGAGCGGCAUGUGUACAUUUCUUGCUCACGUCGUUGGCUGUACCUGAAGGCCUCCUUUUCCAUAGAGCAGUGCUGAUGUCAGGAUCAGGUCUAAGCCCCUGGUCACUGGUAGCCGAUCCAAACAAAUACGCAGCCAUAGUGGCGACACAUGCAAACUGCUCUCCAGAGCUGACACCACCUGCGUUACUGCGGUGUUUACGCGAACGGCCGCUAGAGGCGCUACUGUCUGCACCAGUGCAAGCCCCUGACUUCGCUUAUGCAUUCGGGCCAAGCGUCGAUGGCGUUGUUAUAGACACAGGUGACUUGCUAGUGUCGCCAGAGAACGGCUAUGAGUGGGGAGGGCAGCCGAUAGCUCGCGCGCCGACAGGGAAGCAGGCACAGAACGCUAUCAACAUCAUCAACGCUGUGUUCAUGAGGAAGAGUGCGGUGGCGCAACUCACCAAGUAUGACUUAAUGCUAGGCGUGACAAAAGCGGAGGCUUACUUCGCCUUCAGCGGAGACGACGUCCAGUACGGUAUCGAGGCUGACAGACGGUCCAAGAUCCUCAAAUCGUUCGUAAGGAACACCUACAGUUACCACCUGUCGGAGAUUCUCGCCACCAUCAUCAAUGAGUACACUGACUGGGAGCGGCCAGUGCAGCAUCCUAUCAAUAUAAGGGAUGAAACUCUGGAAGCGUUAAGUGAUGCUCAAGUCGUUGCGCCAAUUGUACUCACGGCGGACACACAUUCGGCUCUACGCAGGAACUCAUAUUUGUAUGUGUUCGACUAUCAGACAAAGUAUGGAGACUAUCCGCAGCGGCAGGGAUGCAUUCACGGCGAAGAGUUGCCGUACAUAUUCGGCGCCCCUCUGGUGGGAGGCCUAGCACACUUCUCUCGAAACUACACUAAAGUGGAAAUAGCCUUGUCCGAAUCCGUUAUGACCUUUUGGGGAAACUUCGCAAAGACUGGGAAUCCUAAUGAAGGCCAGGACAGUGACCCCAUCAGAGUGGGCAGACAAGAAAGAUCAAGACUGAAAAAUAUCGAAUGGACAGCCUACGAAGCUGUUCACAAGAAGUAUCUGAGUAUAGAUAUCAAGUCAAAACUGAAGAACCAUUACAGAGCACACAGGUUGUCGUUCUGGCUAAAUUUAGUGCCAGAUCUACACCGUCCCGGAGGAGAAGACGUGCCACCUUCUCAUCACCAGUUGGAAAACGAUGAAACCGCUCUCCAACCAACAAUCAAAACAUUGAGUCCUCCACUGAAGAAGACUACUGAAAUAGCCACAGAAACAGGCCUUGCCACUAGAAUUCCAAUUGUGAGCGUUUUGAAUAUCACAUCUCCAUUAAAUUUCAAUAUUAUUGGUUUGCAUGCACCAACGCAAAGCAGUCCUGGAUCAGAAAUACACAAAUCGGAUACUUCCACAGCUUCUCCUCCCGAAGAUGGUUUUGCUGCAUACUCCACAGCACUGAGUGUAACAAUAGCUAUAGGAUGUUCCCUAUUGAUACUAAACGUGCUAAUAUUCGCCGGAGUAUACUAUCAAAGGGACAAAACUAGAAUGAACGGCCAGGAGCACGCAAAUGGUUCUCACCUUAAGAAACGUGCUGAGAAUGGCCAAAUGCCAAACAACAUUUGCGGUGAUCUAGAAGGAGCGUUGACGUAUCAGACGAGCUUGAAAAACGAUCCGGCGACGAUUCUCAGUCAUCACCACACACAUUCGCAUCACCAGUUGCCACCACCUGAGUUCGCAGAUCUUCCUAGUAAUAACGUGGCCGGUAUGGCCACACUGCCUAGAGCUCCUCCACCUCCUAAAAUCGGGAAGAGUAAUAUCAAUACGCUUGCAAGCGGGCAGCUGCAAGAAAAUCAGCCGUUGCUCUCCGCGCAUCAGAUGCAAAUGAUAAAUACUAACACUUUGACGAAGAAGAAUACCCAAUUAAACGCCAAGUCGAAUGUGACGAUGGAGGAGUUGAGAGUGUGACGUCAGCGCGCCUGACUGCAGCGCGCCGGCAGCUGCAGUGACGUAGUGCAUCACGAUGAGAUCGUGUGACUCGAGCCGGACCUUCUCAAGUGCGUCACAGACUACAUAUAAACUUUCAGUGUCUGUGUACUGGCCAGCAGAAGGCGAAAAAUUUUAAGUGAGGUGACAAUUGAACAAAGCCAUCAAUCAUAUCGUGUUGAAAACAUUGAAACAGACAAACAGACAGUGAAAUUUAAAGGUGUUUAUAGUGCGAUUCCGUUAGAGGACAACGUUAAAAGUUAUUGUAAUAUUUAUGUAAAUUAUUGUAAAUAUUGGCCAUUUUUGUGAAAAAAUGUGUAUAUAGUUCAGCAGCUCAGCCGCAUAUCCAUCCUGAAUACGUUUGUAAUCUUGACUAGUGGAGGUAUAAGACUAUUUGUGAUGAUGAUAAUUAAAAUUAUGAAAUUAAUGAUAAUGUAUAGUCGUCGGUCAGGAAUCUGAGGCGGAUUUCGUGCUAGGCGCGAAACAAACUCCAGUUUGUCGAAUCGACUGAAGUAAUUUAUUGUACGGAAAUUUUAAAAUAGCGGUUAUAAAAUUUUAUGAGACACCAUAGACAUCGCCUGCGAGAUGCCCAGUUAGCAAUAAAACCCCCAGUAAAAGGUCAGUUUUUAGUGUCCUUUUUGGUGAUUGUAUUGAAGUUGAGAAUCAUCUGAACCCGAAUAUAGAUUUUAAAUUCUUUGAAUACAUUUGUACAUUUUGUUCUUUACAUAGACGGACCAAUAGCGAUUGUAAAUAUGUAUAUAGGAUUAGAGAAUGGUGUAACCGGUUGUAUCGAUCCAUUGAAAUGUUAAAUCAAACCACGACUGAAACCUAUACAGUAACGUUGUAACUACGUUAGCAAUUAUAGUGAUACAAAUGGUUUUGUUUCAAAGUAUAAACUUCCGUUCUUAAUAGCUGUCUUUGUGUUUCAAUUAAGUUUUAUUUUUAACUAUAAUUUACGAUUCUAUACUAUCUUUUAGAUCCUGAGUAAUUGUAAACCUCGUUCAGUUUAAUAUUUCUGAAAUUUAUAAUUUAAGUGUGGGUGUUCCCAAAAUUUUUAUUUGUAUACAUGCACAAUUUUUUUUAACUAGUGUAUAGUAAUGAAGUCUGUACAUUGACUUCUAAUAACAUCUUACUGAAAUACAGACUAAAAAUUUUAAUAAAAUCGAUUGAAA